AUUCAAGUGAGAUAUUCACAUUUCACACACCUCUCUUCUCUAUCUAUACAUACACACAAUCUGUAUCUAUCUGCUUACUUGUCUCAAGACUACUUUGAAUCCUCUUUUAGCUGUCCAAAUCAAAAUCUUUGUCAAGUAAUUACUCACACCCUCUAGAGCCGUGUAAAGAUUGUAUCUCUGCUCUUUGAAAAUAACCAAUUUUAAAAACCCUAAUUUCAAGAUUUCGAGAUUUUGAUUUUUAGCUUUGGGUUGGCUUUGUUGCAUGAUUUGGGGAAGACCCUUUUGUGAUUUUGAUCGAUCGUGUUGGAUUGAAGCUCAAUUUUGAUAAAUUGUGUUGAUAAAAGUAGGGGGUUUUGUGUUAAGUGGAGAAGAAAUGGAGAAGUAUGAGCUUGUUAAAGAUAUUGGGGCUGGGAAUUUUGGUGUUGCAAGGCUUAUGAGGAACAAAGAAACUAAAGAGCUUGUUGCCAUGAAAUAUAUCGAAAGAGGACACAAGAUUGAUGAGAAUGUUGCGAGGGAGAUUAUAAAUCAUAGAUCACUUAGGCACCCGAACAUAAUAAGAUUUAAGGAGCUGGUACUCACCCCCACCCACCUUGCUAUUGUCAUGGAGUAUGCAGCUGGAGGAGAACUUUUUGAGCGCAUCUGCAAUGCAGGGAGAUUUAGUGAGGAUGAGGCCAGAUACUUCUUUCAGCAGUUAAUAUCAGGGGUCAACUACUGUCAUUCCAUGCAAAUAUGCCACAGGGACUUAAAGUUGGAAAAUACUCUCUUGGAUGGGAGCCCUGCACCACGUCUGAAAAUAUGUGAUUUUGGGUACUCGAAGUCUUCCCUGCUGCAUUCAAGACCCAAAUCAACUGUUGGUACACCAGCGUACAUUGCUCCGGAGGUUCUUUCUCGCAAAGAAUAUGAUGGAAAGAUGGCAGAUGUAUGGUCGUGUGGAGUGACACUGUAUGUUAUGCUCGUAGGAGCAUACCCUUUUGAAGAUCAGGAGGAUCCGAAAAAUUUCAGGAAGACUAUUCAGCGGAUAAUGGCUGUUCAAUACAAGAUCCCAGACUAUGUUCACAUAUCACAAGAGUGUAGGAAUCUUCUUUCUCGUAUUUUUGUUGCUAGUUCAAACAGGAGAAUUACAAUUAAAGAAAUCAAGAACCACCCAUGGUUCUUAAAGAAUUUACCAAGAGAAUUAACAGAAGCAGCUCAAGUCAUGUACUACCGCAAGGAAAACCCGGCCUUCUCUCUUCAAAGUGUGGACGACAUAAUGAGGAUUGUGGAAGAGGCCAGGAGUCCUCCUCCAGUUUCACGUUCUAUUGGAGGCUUUGGAUGGGGAGAGGAAGAAGAUGAGAAAGAAGAGGAAGAUCUAGAAGCUGAGGUAGAUGACGAGGACGAGGAUGAGUAUGAUAAGCGAGUGAAAGAAGCUCAUCAAAGUGGGGAAGUCCCUCUUACCUAAGAGACUAUGACUUAUAUCUAAAAACUAGUCCGUUAUCCAUGAACUUCAAGCUUGUUUCAUGAUUGUAAGAUAUAUGUGUUUAUAUCCUCAUGUUCUGUAAAUUUUGUGCGUGGGAGGAGUUAAUAGGGUUGUUUAUGCACAUGCGUGAGAUUGAGAAUACUUGUGUGUUUCUGGUUUGAUCUUAAAAUGCUAUUUGUUUGAAUUCCAGGUUUGUGUAACAUUUUUUCUAAAAUUCCCGUCCCUGUAUAAAAGAUUUGAGGUUCAAAUGCCUUAAUAUAUAAGAUCAAAAUUUUGUGUA
Daucus carota subsp. sativus is the source of this 1736-nucleotide messenger RNA. Its product is annotated as serine/threonine-protein kinase SRK2A. Gene Ontology annotation, molecular function: ATP binding; protein serine/threonine kinase activity. The transcript is spliced from 9 exons. NCBI's taxonomy places the organism in Eukaryota, Viridiplantae, Streptophyta, Magnoliopsida, Apiales, Apiaceae. Bases 374 to 1438 code for a protein of 354 amino acids. Gene Ontology annotation, biological process: intracellular signal transduction; protein phosphorylation. The record is from RefSeq and is a predicted model, not a curated record.